Messenger RNA from Fusarium pseudograminearum CS3096, 1446 nucleotides. RefSeq lists its product as uncharacterized. The transcript has 7 exons. Gene Ontology annotation, molecular function: aldehyde dehydrogenase (NAD+) activity. The record is from RefSeq and is a predicted model, not a curated record. The coding region runs from base 1 to 1446 and encodes 481 amino acids. NCBI's taxonomy places the organism in Eukaryota, Fungi, Ascomycota, Sordariomycetes, Hypocreales, Nectriaceae.
AUGGCCGUCGGAUCUAGCAAACAAAUCAACUUCACCGAGUUCUACAACCUCAUCGACGGAAAGCUCGAAACCACCAAGGACACGCUUCAGAACACCAACCCUUCUACACUCGAGAAGAACCACCCAGCGCCGGUUGCGACCCAACAAGAUGUUGACAGAGCUGUAGAGGCUGCCAAGAAGGCAUCUGAAUCCUGGUCUGAGGUCCCAUGGGAGGAGCGACAGGCCCUAGUAACCAAGUAUGCCGAGGGUAUUGAUGCUCUCAAGGAUGAAUUUGCUCACUUGCUGGUCAAGGAGCAAGGAAAAUCUCUGGCAAUGGCCCACUUCGAGAUCAUGUUGUCUGUUCAGUUCCUCAAGGGAUACGCAUCACUGCCUGACCCUCAGCGGGUGAUUGAGGACAAGCCAGACUGUAAGGUCGUCACAAAAUACGUUCCUCUCGGUGUUGCGGUCGGCAUCGUGCCUUGGAACUUCCCUAUUUUCUUGACCACUGCCAAGAUCGGCCCAGCUCUAAUCGCCGGUAACUCUUUCAUUCUCAAGCCCUCACCUUUCACUCCUUACUGCGGAUUGAAGCUCGCUGAGUUGGCUUCCCAGUACUUCCCCUCAGGUGUCGUUCAAGCACUCAGCGGUGACGAUAACCUUGGACCCUGGUUUACCGCCCACCCCGGCGUGGACAAGAUCAGCUUUACUGGAUCUACAGCAACUGGAAAGAAGGUCGUAGCAAGCGCUGCACCAACGCUCAAGCGCGUCACCCUCGAACUGGGUGGUAACGAUCCCUCCAUUGUCUGCGAUGAUGUUGAUGUCAAGGAGGUUGCUCCCAAGAUUGCCUUCGCAGCGCUCAUGAACUCUGGUCAGCUCUGCAUGGCCAUUAAGCGAGUUUACGUCCAUGAGUCCAUCUAUGACGACUUUGUGAAAGAGCUAGCCGCAGCCGUCAACAGCUUUACUGUCGGUGAUGGUAUGGAUGAAAAGACAGCUCUGGGUCCUGUUCAGAACCAGAUGCAGUUUGAUAGAGUUAAGAACCUACUCGCCGAUAUCGAGUCCAACGGUUACAAGCUAGCAGCUGGCUCGACCAGUGCCUCAACUGCUGGCAAGGGAUACUUUAUCACCCCUACCAUCGUUGAGAACCCCCCCGAUGAGUCUAGAAUUGUGGUCGAGGAACCAUUCGGCCCUGUCUUCCCUGUCUUGAAGUGGACAGACGAAGCGGAUGUCCUCCGACGUGCCAACGAUACCGAUAUGGGUCUUAGUGCUUCUGUCUGGACUAAGGAUAUGGAGAAGGCCGAGAGACUGUCCUCCAAAAUCAAGGCGGGUACGGUUUGGGUUAACAAUCACGUUCAGCUCAACCCUGCCGUUCCCUUUGGUGGUGCUAAGCACAGUGGUCAUGGUGCUGAGCAUGGUAUUGAGGGUAUUAAGGCGUACUGCACUACUAAGUCUCUGUACUUUAAUACGGCUUAA